Messenger RNA from Mycosarcoma maydis (corn smut), 1092 nucleotides. RefSeq lists its product as uncharacterized. The record is from RefSeq and is a predicted model, not a curated record. The transcript has a single exon. Lineage: Eukaryota; Fungi; Basidiomycota; Ustilaginomycetes; Ustilaginales. The coding region runs from base 1 to 1092 and encodes 363 amino acids.
AUGCUACAUUUCAACUUUGCAGUGCUCCUCAUAGCCGCCAUUAGUUUCACGACCAGUUGCAUCGCCGCACGAAACGACCAGGAAGCUAGCUCAUCCAGCGGAAAACCUCUUCACUCAGAACCGCUCUACACUUUUCCUCAGAAACCUACUGUCGACACGUAUUUCAGUCAGCUCAGCCCUGACCGAAUCAGACAGUUGAGCCCUAAUGCUCCGGGUAAUAUCAACAUCAACGUGCCUGACAGUGUUCCCUUCUACGAAAGACUGCCCAUCUUUGAUCUCGAUACUCCUGUCUAUGUCGUCGAACAGGCCCUGAAAGAUUACCCGUCUGUCUUUCUCAUAGAUUCAGCCACCAACACGGUGCAGCAAGUUACUUAUGGGCAAGGGCGUAUCCAGAUGAAGCCGGUAGAGGCGAGGAAGGCUGAAACGGUACUGUUGUUCGACAGUCUGAACCCCAAUGUGCACAUUCUCCGUAAAGCAAAGCUCGGCAUUCAGAUCAAGACUCAAAUGCCCGGUCGAGUCGAGAUAGACUAUCUGCCGCAUGUCGGAUCCACUCCGAUUCUCACCCCGCGCUAUGACUCGCUCGGCCACAUGUUGGCCGCCUUGAACAGUGCCACCGGCGGAUUCUGGCAUAUACGGGAAGAUCGAAGGCCAGUGCUUGUGCGUCCACGUUUGCAAGCCCUAGCUAGAGUCGCCGACCACGCCGAAGAUAUUCAACUCAGUUCAAUCUUGACCAGAUACGGCGCCAUGACACAGCAGUACGGAAACGCUUUGGCUUCUGUCAAGUACGGCGCGCCAAUACUACUUGACGAGGAUAAUCGCGAGGCUAGAAAUGAACACACAUCACUGACGCGCUACCCUCGUUUUGGUCCAAAGGCAACUCGCGAUCAGAUGGUCAAGGCUCUACAGGAGCGUGGACGUCUUCGCUUUUACGACCAGCAUUAUCCAAACAGCCGUCCCAUUAAAUUGAAGGUCCGUAAUCCUAAUAUCAUACCGGGCAUUGCCAUGGACAUCGAAAUCGAAAAGCUAUCCGACCGAGAAAUAGCCGAGGAAGUUUUGAUGAAGAGUUUGGGAAAGUUACACUUGCCAGUAUGA